AUGACAGGCGCUGACCAGAAAUCCUUCCUAGGGAAUAUAUCUUCAUGGAGUACUACCUCUAGCAGUUCUACACCGCAGCCUGAUCCAUUGAGACCAGAUGUCCUACAACGGUCGCAGGGAGAAGACCAUACGGUGACCCAUCGGCAUCGGCUGAGCUGGCGUCAUUACCCAUCCGAUUGCCCCCCAUUGAAAGUCAGAUGGUAUUAUGCCGUGGAUUCGCCGAAGCGUAAGCCUUCUCUCCUGGAGCAGAACAAGGCCGAAAAACCACUGCCUCCGCCCAAGAAGUUUAUUCGCUUCUCAAUGAAGGACUCGCAGUCCAUUGAAACAACAUUCCAGAAAUUGUCAGAAAUCGAGGACUCUCAGGAAGAGCCCCACAAUCAACAUACUGUAUCGAAGAAGGUCCCGGUCAAUGAAGACUAUUUGUUUGACGUGGACGUGGAACAUCGAGAGCUCAGCCCGGCUUAUUGGAUUGGCCCUGUUUAUGAAGUCCGUCGUGGAACCUGGUUCUUCCAGGAUAGUUCUGGGAUGAAGCCAUGUGAAGAGAAUCUUGCGACUCAGUUGGAAGAGGGGUACCUCAAGCUAAGACCGUGGAGGGCGGACGAACGUGAAUCGGAAGCUUCCAUGGAUGAACAUGAUCUGCCUCGCGGGAAACCAGAUUCUCAGCGUAGCGCCAAAGCCAAAGCCAAAGCCAAAGCCACAAUAGCAGCCAAACCCCGUUCUCAGGGUGCAGGGAGCGAGGCUCCCGCACCUGCUCCAGAGCCUCAACAGUAUCGUCUUUUUGGAGCCUAUAUGAAUCGUAUUGUUUUAUACCAAGAUGCAUCGACUGCAUGGAUCAAUACCGACGAUUUCAUGUCGCGUUUCAGCACCACCGUAUAUCAAACGCUGGGCGGGGUCGCUGGCACAAAAUUAGUCCGGGGCUUCAUGGAGCCCAGACGACCUAAAGACUUUGAUCCGGAGCGAAAGCCCACAGACAGGACACCCGAGAAGAAAACUCAAGAGGCAGCCAAGGACCUUCUACAGAAAAUUGCGGAGACAGCCAGAGAAGAUGAGUCCGAUAUAGGCAGACAGCAAAGAUCCACGCUAGAACGACAGAUGUCGUCUCUUGCUGGUGAGCCACAAAAUACAGCUGAGCUAGAGGAAGAGGCCCGGUUACAGGAAGAACAGGAGAUGGAAGAUUUGAGGGAAGAUGACAACGAGGACCAGGCUCGAGAGGUCGACCACAUAGUCUUGGUAACACACGGUAUCGGCCAGCGACUUGGACUACGUUUGGAGAGUAUCAACUUCAUCCAUGAUGUGAAUGUGCUUCGCAAGACGUGUAAAAAUGUCUACAAAGCUUCGCCUGACCUCCAAGCGUUAAAUUCCAGCUUUGAAGACAAUGGUGGCAACUGUCGUGUCCAAGUGCUCCCUGUAUGCUGGCGCCAUCUUUUGGACUUUCCUUACCGUGAGGUCCGACAAAACCGAAAGGAACUGGACCUGGCUGACGCGGACACGCUUGAAGAUGAUGCCUACCCGAGCUUGGCUGAUAUCACACUCGAGAGCGUACCUGCUGUGCGAAAUUUAAUAAGUGAUUUAGCGAUGGACGUACUGCUCUACCAGAGCGGUUACUGUGAGCAUAUUUCUAAUAUCGUGAAAAAAGAAUGCAAUCGGAUCGUUCAGCUAUUCAAGAAGCGCAAUCCGUCCUUCAAGGGGUCGGUCAGUCUUUGCGGACACUCGCUCGGAAGCGCAAUACUUUUUGAUAUUCUAUGCAACCAACCAAGGGAUAUAGACUUCACAAAGAUGGCCGACGAGAGCAAUGACAUCCAUAAGAGACAAAACGCAGGACGGAGUGUUUUGAACUUUGAAUGUGAAGAGUUCUUCUGUUUGGGUUCUCCCAUUGCGCUUUUCCAGAUGUUGAAGGGGAAGACUAUUGCCGGACAAUCCCCAUUGAGUACACGGGGCCACAAAAGUCCUGUGGAUGCCGAACUCAAUUCUUUUGGAUCUUUUCAUGGCCCAAGUCGGGACUCUCAGGGCAGCGGGUACGAUUUGACCAAGAACAUCACGUCUGUGCCCAAAUGUCGAGAUCUCUAUAAUAUCUUUCACCCAUCUGACCCAGUGAGCUACCGUCUCGAGCCUCUCAUUUCUUCAGCGAUGGCAAGUCUUAAGCCUCAACCAUUACCAUCUGUCAAGAAAAGCUUAUGGACAACGUCUGGGCAGAGCCUUUCUAUUCUCCGUGAUCGCAUGGGUCAGAGUGUGGGCUCUAUGUGGAGCAACUUCACAUCUGGCGUCGCAAGCAGCUUGUUAAACCGUUCACUGGGUUUGAAUUCGGAAGACGUCUCCAGCGGCAAACUCGCCGAUGGCGGAACAGGGCACAAAGGUCCGCAGGCUGAAAACCCAGACUCAGAUGAGCAGUUCCACACCCUGAUCGAUCCCGACAUCGAGACACUCUAUGAUGGGUUUCAGAGGAGACGGAGCUUGAAGCGGGACCAGCGCCUAGGUGAAGCAGACCCCGUUCUAGACUCAGAAGACCAAGCGCGCAAGAUGAGACUUGAAGAUGCCAAAGUGCGUGCAUUGAAUUCCAAUGGACGCGUUGACUAUAGUAUACAAGAGGGCGCAUUCGACAUCUCAUUGAUUGCAAGUAUUGCUAGCCAUCUUACCUACUGGGGUGAUGAGGAUGUCAAUCACUUCAUGCUAUCACAGAUGCUGUCGAGGAAAUCACGACAUCGCAUGAAAUAUACAUAG
Messenger RNA from Penicillium taxi, 2718 nucleotides. Its product is annotated as DDHD family phospholipase. Bases 1 to 2718 code for a protein of 905 amino acids. The transcript is spliced from 3 exons. The record is from RefSeq and is a predicted model, not a curated record. Lineage: Eukaryota; Fungi; Ascomycota; Eurotiomycetes; Eurotiales; Aspergillaceae. Gene Ontology annotation, cellular component: cytoplasm. Gene Ontology annotation, molecular function: metal ion binding; glycerophospholipase activity.